Messenger RNA from Miscanthus lutarioriparius, 402 nucleotides. Lineage: Eukaryota; Viridiplantae; Streptophyta; Magnoliopsida; Poales; Poaceae. The record is from the annotation of a GenBank genome assembly.
AUGGCUACGUCGGCGGUGAAGGUGUACGGGUGGGCUAUCUCGCCGUUCGUGUCGCGGGCUCUGCUGGCCCUGGAGGAGGCCGGCGUCGACUACGAGCUCGUCCCCAUGAGCCGCCAGGCCGGCGACCACCACCGCCCGGAGCACCUCGCCAGGAACCCUUUCGGGAAGGUGCCGGUGCUCGAGGACGGCGACCUCACGCUCUUCGGAGCAGAUUUAAAUUUAAAAAUCUCAUGCGAUCGCGAGACAUGUUCUCCGCAAGCACAAGCCGAGCUGCUAGGCACCGCAACCUGGAGCAAAGCGGCACUGGUGGACGUGUGGUUUGAGGUGGAGGCCCACCAGCUGAGCCCGUUAGCGAUCGCCAUCGUGGUAGAGUGCAUCUUCACGCCGUUCCUUGGCCGCUGA